AUGAAGCCUCUGGCUCAGGCUCUCCAUGGUCCUCCGCAAACAAUCGUGUUUUCAUGUCCUAUUUACCUUCUUCCUCCCUCUCACUCCAUAUCUCUACUGCAAAAUCGAGAAUUUCGCAUAGAAGAGAAAGGUCAAAGCCGGACUACAGCCAGGUUUGGACCAUUUUUCAUGAAUUCUUUUCGUAACAAAUUGGUAAGGGGUAUCACGGAAGUUGGUGUGUCUGCCAAGCCUGGGUAUGAUGGACUGAUUGAAUUGGCGAAAGCUUUGAUGAACAGCAGAAGCAAUUCUCAUACCAAGAUGCUGCGGUGUCGAAUAUUGAAGUCACUAUUUCCGCCAUUUUGAGCUUACAAAAUCCUUAUAGCGCCUAUAGAUGGAGGGAAGGUAGCUGCAAUGAUGGUUGCAAGGGUGACUGUGCUUACUUGUCAAUGGCUUAUGGGCACAUCUACGGUUAAUUCUUGUGAUCUUCCUGAUGGGACCUCUUGCAGUAGCGGGGUAAACUUUGAUUUCAGAUAACGUUUUGUAGAGAGAUGUAAGUACUUAGAGGAAAGUAAGUGUGUAGGAAUUUGUAUCAAUACCUGCAAGCUUCCAACACAGAGUUUCUUCAAGGAUUAUGGGGCUUUGGUGAUGGAGCCAAUCAGCGACUAUAGCUGUCAGUUUAAAUUCGGGGUCUUCCCUCCAUUGCCGGAGAAUGAUGCUGCCCUUAAGGAGCCUUGCCUGGAUAUAUGCCCAAUUGCUAAUAAACGAAGGGAAAUUCAAAGGAACAUGGAUGUGAUGAAAUGUCCAAAGGCAUAAACUGUGCGUAAAAUCUUGAUUAAGGUUUCCAACUUCGAUGGCAUUGUACUUCCCAAAAUCACGUAUGGUCAAUAUAUAAAGGUUUCUGGUUUUUAUCUCA
Theobroma umbraticum is the source of this 892-nucleotide messenger RNA. Its product is annotated as beta-carotene isomerase D27. The record is from RefSeq and is a predicted model, not a curated record. Lineage: Eukaryota; Viridiplantae; Streptophyta; Magnoliopsida; Malvales; Malvaceae. Gene Ontology annotation, molecular function: iron ion binding.